This is a messenger RNA of Aspergillus pseudotamarii, 1755 nucleotides long. Its product is annotated as pectate lyase family protein. The record is from RefSeq and is a predicted model, not a curated record. Gene Ontology annotation, molecular function: pectate lyase activity. The transcript is spliced from 5 exons. The coding region runs from base 585 to 1550 and encodes 321 amino acids. Lineage: Eukaryota; Fungi; Ascomycota; Eurotiomycetes; Eurotiales; Aspergillaceae.
GAUGUGCAUGCAGAGUGAUUGAUCAUGUCUUCAUGCAGCCGAGUGCCAAGGGUAAGAAGCAAAACCUCCGACUUCUUGGCAUUGCCUUCUGAAACGCACCAAUGACUACCGGCGGCUCUCCAUGUAUCACCUAGACGGGUACAGGAUAGCCCUAACCGUUAGCUAGCCGCCCUCAACCAACAAUCUCGUCAUGUCACUGCUGGUACCACUGUCUCGUUCAUUGCAGUCCAAGCUUGGCACUAUACGUGAUGUUUAAUCUCACCCCAGGCCCGCGGAGAAAUUACCCGCUCCUGCGUGUAUGUAUUAGGGGGGGGCAAACGGCGACAAUCUCUUCAUUCUGUUCCACCUAUGGUAAUUAGUACUGGUCCUAGCUCACGGUGCCAUGGCUCGGAGAUGCUCUACCGAGCUCCAUAGGGAUGAAUAAUCUUGAAAAAUCUUGAAGCGCCAAACCAGGAUAUAUAAGAACCUGCCCAUCCGGCGUAGUUGGGGUCUUCUUUCUUUCCUUACCAGCAAAGCUAUUCCCUUCACUGUGUCAUUCUUUCUACCCUCUUUUAACUUUCAUUUCACCACAAUCACCCGCCUCCAUGGCUAACUUCAAGCUCUUCCUUGCGCUGGCCGCAUGCCUGUCUGGACAGGCUCUGGCUGCCCCUACCAAGACCAUUGGCAAGCGUGCUACUGUUUCUGACGUCGCCCACGGUUACGCCAGCCAGAACGGUGGCACCAGCGGUGGUGCCGGCGGUACCACCACCACCGUCUCCUCCUACGCUCAGUUCACCGAAGCUGUCUCUGGUGACGAUGCCAAGAUCGUCAUCGUUGAUGGCACCAUCACCCAGGAUGCCAAGCAGGUGAAGAUUGGCAGCAACACCAGCAUCAUCGGAAAGGACGCCAACGCCAUCCUUGAAGGAUUCGGAGUUCUCGUCAAGGAGAAGGAGAACGUCAUCAUCCGUAACUUGGGUGUCAAGAAGGUCCUCGCCGACAACGGUGAUGCCAUUGGUGUCCAGUACUCCAACAACGUCUGGAUCGACCACUGUGACGUCUCUUCCGACCGUGACCACGACAAGGACUACUACGACGGUCUGAUCGAUCUCACCCACGCCGCCGACUACGUCACCAUCUCCAACACCUUCGUCCACGACCACUGGAAGGCCAUGUUGUACGGCCACUCCGACAGCAACGGCGACGAAGACACCGGCCACCUCCGCAUCACCGUCAACAACAACUACCUGUACAACCUGAACUCUCGCGGUCCCUCCUUCCGCUUCGGUACCGGUCACCUCUACAACAACUACUACCUGGACGUCAGCGACGGCAUCAACACCCGCCAGGGCGCCCAGGUGCUGGUCGAGGGCAACGUGUGGGAGGGCGGCAAGAAGCCCCUUUACUCCACCGAUGGAGGAUACGCUGUUGCUAGGGACAACGACUUCGGUGAUGGCGAGAACACCGCUCCUGAGGGUACCCUUACCAGCGUUCCCUACGAGUACAACCUUCUUGCUGCUUCGGCUGUUAAGGGUGCUGUUUACGGUACCGCCGGUCAGACCUUGACCUUCUAAAAAGAUCAUGAGAGAUAGAAGGUAAUGAAGGAGAAAUAGGGGGAGAAUAAUUGUGUGUGGUGAUUGUGUGUGACUUUUUACAUUCUUUUGUUAAUUGAUUAUUUGGCUGGGCCAGGAUCAAAUUCUAGUUAGGGUACCUCAUCAAGGCAAAUUUGUUGUUCAUCGGUAAUUGUGACCUUCCAAGUACUUAAUGGUAUAGAGUAGC